Messenger RNA from Haemonchus placei, 702 nucleotides. The record is from the annotation of a GenBank genome assembly. NCBI's taxonomy places the organism in Eukaryota, Metazoa, Nematoda, Chromadorea, Rhabditida, Trichostrongylidae.
AUGGACUUCGUAAGCUACCCGAAACUGGCCAUUACGUGGAAUUUCAUCCCAUGUAGAGCAGCUUUCCGCGAUUCUGCGGAACUGCUUUUGCACAGGCCUUCAGCUCCAGAACCGACCGAAUCGAGUAUUCCAUUACGAUCAAAUCAAGGGAAUGAGAGGAUAUGGUUGCCACUCGGGACUUAUUUCGAAGCGUGCCAGAACUUCAAGGCAUGGCGAGGAAGAAGAUUGAAUGCCGCUCCGAUAUUCCAACGAUUCCGUUGUAGAGCGAUCCGAACGGGGAUCAGAUUUCAGGCUGACAACAUCCUUAAUGACGUGGGCCCAUUCCUUGUCUACAGAAUUUUGCGACUCGAACGUACAUUUGUCGAACCAAUCGUGAAGCCUGUCGUCUACCAACAGCCAACCGUGGAGCCUUUCGUCUACCAGGAUUUGGAUAUGUUUGGAACCGCAAGGACGGGUCGACGCUAUUGGAACAGUUGUGUGUCAAGCGAUCCGAUCAGGGAUCAAAGGUUGACGCCAUCCUUAUCGACAUCGGCCCAUUUCUGGUCCACUCAGGUCCCGAAAGUUCAGCAGAGUAGCAGCCACUUAUGGGCGAUCCGAUCGGGGAUCAGGGGUAGGCUCGGCUUUCUGCAAGGCAUCUGCCGUCCAUUCGUCGUCCACCUAGCCAGCUAUUUUCUGGAAUGGCACGCUAUCCAUAUUCGAUAA